CGAUUUAGUUAGCUCUCACAAACCCUGGAGAAAUCGGAUUUGAUACUCUCUUAAAUCUUCGGAAAUUGCAUAGAAAGAAGGAUGGUGGAAAUUAUUGAGUUGGAGCAAGGAUGGUCCGUGAUGCAGGUCGGUGUUAGGAAGCUCACAAGGAUCCUUGAAGGAGAGCCUGAGUCACCCUUUGAGGCUGAAGCAUAUAUGCGUCUUUACACGACUUCCUACAACAUGUGUAUUCAGAAACCUCCCAACGAUUACUCUCAGGACCUUUACGAUAGGUACCGUAAAGUCUUUGAAGACUAUUCUAAGCAAACGGUGUUGCCCGCUUUGAAAGGGAAGCAUGAUGAAUACAUGCUCAAAGAGUUUGCUCUGAGAUGGGCAAAUAACAAAGUGAUGGUUAGAUGGCUGUCGCGCUUCUUCUGCUACAUCGACCGCUACUACGUCGCAAGGAGGUCCCUUUCCUCACUGACUGAUGUUGGCCUCAUAUGCUUCCGCGACCUCGUUUACACGGAGUUGCAGUCCAGCGCCAAAGACUCUGUUUUAGCACUCAUUCACAAGGAACGGGAGGGCGAGCAGAUUGAUAGGGCGCUGCUGAAGAACGUGAUAGAUAUCUAUGUUCAGAACGGGAUGCAGACGAUGGAAAAAUACGAAGCGGAUUUGGAGAAGUUCUUGCUCCAAGACUCUACGUCUUACUACUCUCGCAAGGCCUCGAGCUGGAUCCAGGAGUAUUCUUGCCCUGAGUACAUGGUCAAGGCCGAGGAGUGCCUUAAGAAGGAGAAGGAGCGAGUCGCCUACUACCUCCACGCGAGCACCGAGCCCAAGCUAGUAGCGAUUGUACAAGCCGAGUUGUUGGUAGCGGUUGCGAAACAGCUCCUGGAGAAAGAGCACUCGGGGUGCAGUGCGUUGCUGAGAGACGACAAGAUGGAUGAUCUCUCGAGGAUGUACAGGCUCUAUGAGCCAAUCCCUAAAGGCUUGGAACCUGUCGCGGACGCUUUCAAGAACCAUAUCACUGCAGAGGGUAACGCUCUCAUCAAGCAAGCCGAAGAUGCAGCUGCUAGUGGUGGCGUGCAGGAGCAGGUGCUGUUCAGAAGCAUAAUCGAGCUGCACGAUAAAUACAUGGUCUAUGUGAAAGAGUGUUUUCUGAGGCACUCCCUCUUCUUUAAGGCCUUGAAAGAGGCUUUUGAAAUCUUCUGUAACAAGAAAGUGGGUGCAAGUUCCAGCGCGGAAUUGCUUGCAGCGUUUUGCGACAAUCUCCUCAGGAAGGGAUCAUUAGGAGCUGAGAAGCUGAGUGAAGACGCUGUCGACAAGAUGCUCGAAAAUGCUGUUCAGUUGCUUGCGUAUAUAUGUGACAAGGAUCUCUUCGCCGAGUUUUACAGGAAGAAGCUAGCCCGUAGGCUCUUAUUCGAUCGUAAAGAUAAUGAAGGACAGCCUGAAAAAAAUGUACUUGCAAAGCUCAAAGAAGUUUACGGUUUGCAAUUUACUUCUAAGAUGGAGGGCAUGUUGACGGAUAUGACAUUGUCAAAAGAACUAAAGGACAACUUCGGUACUCACCUAAUCAAACACACUCUGAGACAAGUGGGGUAUGAUUUCACCGUCACUGUUCUCACCACCGGAUUUUGGCCAAGUUACAAAACAUCCGACAUCAAUUUACCCAGUGAAAUGGUCAAUGGUAUUGAAACUUUCAAGGCAUUUUAUGAUGAGGAUCACAAGCAUAGGAGACUUAUGUGGAUUUAUUCGCUGGGAACUUGUCAUGUUAAUGGAAGAUUUGAUUCAAAACCAGUCGAGUUAGUUGUUUCAACCUACCAGACUGCUGUGCUUUUGCUCUUCAACAAUUCAGACAGAUUAACCUUCCAGGAGAUCGUUGAACAACUUAACCUUAGCCCGGAAGAUGUUACCAGGCUGCUUCUUUCACUCUCAUGCGCAAAGUACAAGAUUCUUAAAAAGGAACCCGUCUCUAAAACCAUCUCUAAAGAUGAUUCUUUCGAAUUCAACUCCAAGUUCACCGAUAAAAUGCGGAGAAUCAAGAUACCUCUUCCUCCUGUGGAUGAGCGGAAGAAAAUAGUUGAAGAUGUUGAUAAAGAUAGACGUUAUGCUAUUGAUGCUGCUCUUGUGCGGAUUAUGAAGAGCAGAAAAGUCUUGCCCCAUCAGCAGCUAGUCUCGGAAUGCGUUGAGCUCCUUAGCAAAAUGUUCAAGCCUGACAUAAAGAUGAUUAAAAAACGGAUUGAAGACUUGAUCACCCGAGACUAUUUGAUGAGAGACAGCGACAACCCCAACACUUUCAAGUACAUCGCUUAGUUAACAAACAGUGCAUAGAGAGAGGAUGAGGGGAAAAGAAGUGUUAUAGUUUUCGGAUUGUGUAAAGGUUUCUUUACCUUUUUCUCCCGAAUAAUUGGAUGCAUUUGUGUUAGAUUACUCUCUUUUUUUCAGAAAUAUUUUAAUUUCAGAAUUUUCUUGGAAA
Molecule: messenger RNA, 2452 nt
Organism: Thlaspi arvense
Lineage: Eukaryota; Viridiplantae; Streptophyta; Magnoliopsida; Brassicales; Brassicaceae
Source: the annotation of a GenBank genome assembly